ACAACUUGAAAAUCAAUUCAUUAUUCAUCCUCUCUAAGGAGCUCAAAAACCCGAACCGAGGAAAAUGGGCAAGGAUCUGAGCGACGACCAGGUCUCGUCGAUGAAGGAGGCUUUUACAUUAUUCGACACUGACGGUGACGGCAAGAUCGCGCCAUCAGAAUUGGGGAUCCUUAUGCGAUCACUCGGGGGAAACCCCACCCAAGCCCAACUGAAAUCGAUAAUUUCUCAGGAAAAGCUUACGGCUCCAUUUGAUUUCUCCCGGUUCCUUGAACUGAUGAAAAAGCACCUGAAAGUGGAGCCGUUCGAUCGGCAGCUGCGUGAUGCGUUCAAAGUGCUGGAUAAGGAAUCAACUGGGUUUGUCUCUGUGGCGGAUCUGCGGCAUAUUUUAACUUCUAUUGGGGAGAAGCUGGAGCCCUCCGAGUUCGAUGAGUGGAUCCGGGAAGUCAAUGUCGGGUCGGAUGGUAAAAUCCGGUAUGAAGAAUUUAUUGCCAGGAUGGUCGCUAAGUGAAUUGAUGGUUUUUUUCAAGAAAUGAAACAAAAAAUGGUGUUUUUUGAUUAUUAAAGUUCCGUGGAAUUAUUUCGUGUAUUUUCUUUUUUUUUGUAUUGGGUUAGAGUUUGAUUGAAAUCAAUGUGACGAAUGUUGUUGUUUCUUGAAUUGUUGAAUUAUUGCUAACUUUCUUUUUA
Mangifera indica (mango) is the source of this 684-nucleotide messenger RNA. RefSeq names its product probable calcium-binding protein CML13. The transcript has a single exon. Bases 65 to 508 code for a protein of 147 amino acids. Gene Ontology annotation, molecular function: calcium ion binding. The record is from RefSeq and is a predicted model, not a curated record. Lineage: Eukaryota; Viridiplantae; Streptophyta; Magnoliopsida; Sapindales; Anacardiaceae. Gene Ontology annotation, cellular component: myosin II complex.